Molecule: messenger RNA, 720 nt
Organism: Fusarium proliferatum ET1
Lineage: Eukaryota; Fungi; Ascomycota; Sordariomycetes; Hypocreales; Nectriaceae
Exons: 2
Coding region: 1-720 (239 amino acids)
Source: RefSeq, a predicted model, not a curated record
AUGGAGUCAAGAGAAAUUAAUUCUGGCCUCCUCAUGCGGCUCCUCACUUUACUUCUCUACAACAUUAACAGAAUACCAUGCGUCCGCCGCCUACGAAAACAUCCAGAGCGUAUCCUCCUAGUCUCAUCCAAGCUCUGUAUCAAAGCAACCGCUUUCACAACGCUGACUGAAGCAAACACCAUACAAUUCGUUACGAAUAACACAUCAAUACCAGUUCCAAAGUCGCGACUUCUCGCGCAAUUGAAGGCAUUGAUCACAGAGCUACGCAGCAUUGUCCCACCGGAUGGCGUUGGUAUCUCCAACGUUAAUGGGGGUCCCAUCUUUGACCGGCGUCUUCCUGAUAAAUCCUUCUGGGUUCCUUUUGCAACAAUUCAAAAGUUUCAUCGAGAGUUACGUCGUGGUCUUGAGCUUAGAGAUGGUGAAGGAGCCUUUCCGGGUCUAAGGGAACUCAUAGACUUUCACAAUGGGCCAUGGGAGGGCCCAGUCUUCACUCACGGUGACCUAAGCAGUCUCAAUAUUAUGGCUGAUGGGGAUACGGUGACAGGCAUUGUGGACUGGGAGUCGGCUGGAUGGAUGCCGCCAUACUGGGAGUAUACAUCAGCUUGGCACGUUAAUCCACGAAAUACAUUCUGGCGCGAUGCGGUCGACGGGUUCCUGACACCUUUACCGCAUGAGUUGGAAAUGGAAAGAAUACGUCGGCAGUACUUUGGCGAAUUCUAA